Messenger RNA from Striga hermonthica, 507 nucleotides. The record is from the annotation of a GenBank genome assembly. Lineage: Eukaryota; Viridiplantae; Streptophyta; Magnoliopsida; Lamiales; Orobanchaceae.
AUGGGUGCCGGAAACCUAAUCGGGCCGCUGUCUCUGCUACUGUUCCCGCUCAUCUCCACCUUGGGAUCGGCGGCGCCGCUGUGGUGCGUGGCGAAAAACAACGCGGAGGACGCCGCCCUGCAGCAGGCCCUGAAUUGGGCGUGCGGGCAGGUCGACUGCGGGCCGAUCCAGAUAGGCAGGCCUUGCUACGUCGACUCCGACCUCCAGCAUACGGCGUCGUACGCAUUCAACGCCUACUACCUCGCCCACGCCCUUUCCGAUGACGCCUGUAAUUUUGGGGGCAACGCUGCCCUUACCAACAUCGACCCCAGUCACGGUAAUUGCAGAUUUCCAUCCAGCUCAAGCUCAGGUAAUGGAAGCUUGAGUGGGGCAGUGCCAGCUGGAAGUGCAGAUCUCAACGGCAGUAGUUGUAGUUCACGCGCUAGCCCUUGGGAUUUGGGGGAUGGCCACGGGUCAACCCGGCAUGGAAUUGGCCCGGAUACGCCGGUUUAUGAACCGAACCCUUAG